Messenger RNA from Scophthalmus maximus (turbot), 2487 nucleotides. It is a transcript of the gene ptp4a1, whose product is annotated as protein tyrosine phosphatase 4A1. Gene Ontology annotation, biological process: protein dephosphorylation. The transcript has 6 exons. Gene Ontology annotation, cellular component: nucleus. The record is from RefSeq and is a predicted model, not a curated record. Gene Ontology annotation, molecular function: protein tyrosine phosphatase activity. Lineage: Eukaryota; Metazoa; Chordata; Actinopteri; Pleuronectiformes; Scophthalmidae. The coding region runs from base 814 to 1335 and encodes 173 amino acids.
GGAGGUGGUUUGAGGUUUGUUGUUGUGCUGCUGCAGACAGAACCGGGGCCUUCGGUGGUGAUGAUGAUGAUGAUGAUCAUGAUGAUGAUGAUGAUGACGACGACGACACACUGCCGGAGGGUGUAAAGGUCAAAAACCGACGUGGAUGUUUGAAUGUCAGUGGAGCCAGCUGUGAUGAUGAUGAUGAUGAGGAUGAUAUCAGAGGGUUGAUGAAGGCCUCGUGCAGUUCUGUGGUGUUCUGGGUCACACAUUUAUGGAGUUUCUGAAGGGCAGUGGGGACUACUGCCAGGCUCAGCACGCUGCCUAUGCAGACGAGUGAACGGCCGAACUCGCCGCCGCCGUCGAUCCGAAGCACUUGAGCCGCAGGAGAGACCCUGGACCGGGACGCCUCCCAGAACCAGCGACAACUCGGCCUGGAUGGGGUAACUCCACCCGCUGCACACUGCCCUCGUCGGCUUCCGCCUGGCCAGAACCGAGGUGGAACCAGCCUGGUGUUUUUUGUUUUUUCCUCCUUUUCUUUUUGAGAGGGUUUUUUGAGUUACGUUUUUUCCCCUCCGAUUGUCCGCCCCCAUUUUUUCGGCCGCCAACCUCAUCAAAAUCUGCCCGUCGCAGCCUUUGUUUAUUUCGGUUUUCUUUAAAAAGCCUUGCCAACCUCGACGAAGAAGACCCGGAAGCUCGUCGUACACUUUUGCGUUUGACAUUCCCUCCGAGUUCAACUUAAGUGUUUACAUCGGCGUUUUUUCGCUCUGUGGAAGACUUUUAGUUUUUUUCGGUUGUUUCGUCGCUUUUUUCUUUGAGUAACGUUCCGUCACAAUGGCUCGUAUGAACAGACCGGCCCCGGUGGAGAUCACCUACAAGAACAUGAGGUUCCUCAUCACCCACAAUCCCACCAACGCCACCCUGAACAAGUUCAUCGAGGAGCUGAAGAAAUAUGGAGUCACCACUGUAGUGAGAGUUUGUGAGGCCACGUAUGACGCCACGCUGGUGGUGAAGGAGGGGAUCCAGGUUCUGGAUUGGCCGUUUGAUGACGGAGCUCCUCCCUCCAACCAGAUCGUGGAUGAUUGGCUGAACCUGCUGAAGCUGAAGUUCAGGGAGGAGCCCGGCUGCUGCGUCGCUGUGCACUGUGUGGCAGGACUGGGCAGAGCUCCUGUUCUGGUCGCACUCGCCUUGAUCGAAUGUGGGAUGAAAUAUGAAGACGCUGUCCAGUUCAUUCGACAGAAGCGUCGCGGAGCGUUCAACAGCAAGCAGCUGUUCUACCUGGAGAAAUAUCGUCCAAAGAUGCGCCUGCGCUUCAAAGAUUCCAACGGCCAUCGCAAUAACUGCUGCAUCCAGUAGAGCUGCCACGCCAACACACACACACACACACACACACACACACACACACACACACACACACACACACACACACACACACACACACACACACACACACACACACACACACACACACACACACAAGCUUAUUACCUGGCAGGCUUGUUUUCUCUUAGUCGUUGUGUUGCAGUACGUUUAUUUGAAGAAAAAAAACAUGUGCCGUUGAUCCAUUCCAUCCCCCCCCCCAACAAAAAAAUUAAGAAAAGAAAAACAAGAGUUCAUGUGCCCUUAAAAAUUAAAACAAAAAAAGGACGUGCAGUGCUGAGUCGUGUAUCAUUGUAAGAUGUUGGAUUAAUUGUCUUUCCUGCAAAAACGCUUCCCAAAGAUUCCGGUCGGCCGAGUGCGUUCAUGUUGCCUGAGAAUGUGCUGAGAAAAAAACAACCAUUUUUAAUUUCCCGUGAGCAGUUUAGUUGCCCCCACCUCACGCCCCCCACUAUUAAUUUGAGGGUUCCGUUGUGGACUAGAUGAGAUGUGUUGCCUUCCUUGAAAUCAGGCGGUUGAUCCAUAAAUGCCUUACAAUCAGAGUGGAGCGGAGGCGAUCGAGGCGACGCUCGUCUCCCGCUGGCAUUUGGAGAAAAAAAAAAGGUUUCAUUUUUCUACUCGGAAACAAAAACAGAAAAAAAAGUGAAUAGUUGCCUUUGGUCUUGUGCGGGAAGUCUUACACACACACACACACACACGUUUGCCCUUUCAGCAACUAUUUUUUAAAUAUAAACGCUUAACUGUUGCAAUAUUUGUCAACUGAAAGUCUAGGAACUAAUUCUUUCUUUUCUCUCUCUCAAACCUUCUGUUUACUAAUUAACUGCCACGUCCAAAAUGUGAUUUUCAUUUUUAUUUUAUUCUUUCAGUUUUUUAAUUUUUUUCUCCUUUGCUUCAAAGUGGACUUCCAACGUCUGCGAUAUUUUGUACGCCUUUUUAUUUUGAUGUCCGUAACUUAAGACUUGGAUACUUGAUGAUUUUAUGUAUUUGAAAAAAAACAAAUGUGUACUAUUAUUAUUAUUAGGUUGGCUAUUUAUACUGUCAAUGGAUGUGUGAUUUAGUACCGUGAGCGACUAAGUUGUACCUGUUCACCAACUUGUGAAAGAACAUUAAAUGAUACACUGAAAAAACCCA